This is a messenger RNA of Racocetra fulgida, 1524 nucleotides long. The record is from the annotation of a GenBank genome assembly. Lineage: Eukaryota; Fungi; Glomeromycota; Glomeromycetes; Diversisporales; Gigasporaceae.
AUGCGUUAUUUUUUAGAAGACAAUGCUGGAGAUAUAGUCAACGUCAAAAUUAUUGAAUUGCGACAUGCUGAUUGUAAUUAUUUUGAUUUCAAUUAUAAUGAUGAAGUUCGUAUUGUGCGUGGCAGUGGUACAAAUAAAGCUCAUGGAAAAGUGAUUCAAGUUUAUCGUAAAAAAUGGGUGAUUCAUGUUGAGCGUGUCAAUAGGGAAAAAAUAAAUGGUACAACUGUUCCUAUUGGUAUUCAUCCAUCAAAUGUUGUUAUUACCAAGUUGAAACUCGAUAAGGAUAGAAGAAAUUUAUUGAAACGAAAAGAUAGAUCUGCUUCUAAUAAAGGUAAAGGUAAAGCAGCUGAAACAGACGAUGCUAUGGAAGAGAAAAUGGCCACCGAGAAAGUAUCAUUUUUAGAAAGUCAGCAAAGCAGAGAGAUCAUAGAAUUAAGUCAACUAUUACAGGAAGUUAGCGACAAUGUAACAACGAGUCCUUCGGGAUUAUCAUUAUCUGCCAAACGCUCUCAGAAUACCGAUUUAAUUGAUCAAUUAUAUAAAACUCUUGGGGAUCGAGAUUCCGAAGUUGUCGUGAAUGGCGUCAUGGCUUUAAAUGAAAUUUUACAUUCCCAAGAAUUGCUUCAAGAAAUUGCUACAGAUAUCAGCGCCAAAGAAAUUGUCGAUGAAAUUAGUGAUAAUGGAGCCAUUGCGAACAAAUCGAUACAAAUUAUCUCUAAUAUCGCUAUACGCAUCGGAAGCAUAUUAACUUAUUCCCUCGAAAUUUUCAUAAAAUUAUUGGAAACUGGCAAAGACAAUAUUGUGUCUGGUAUUAUUACGAUACUUGAAGAUUUGUUAAAUGAAAGUCCUGACAAGUUUGAUGGGCUGCUCUCUGUUUUGCCAUCUAUUUGGGCAUCUGUAGAUCUAACAUCUCCUGCAGGACCUGCAUUCCUAAACCUUUUAAUGACUGUUGGAAAUACGUUACCAGAAACUCCUUAUAUUUUAGAAUCACUGAUUGAGGAUAUCGAAAAUUAUCCAGGCACAUCUUUUCGUUUGCAAUUACUUAAUUCUUCAGUGGCUCUAUUCUUGUUACGGCCCGCAGAAUGUAAAGAUAUGUUGGCAAAAUUAUUUAAGUGCACUAUGAAGUCAACGGAAGAUUUAGAAGUACGUGAGAGAUCGUUAUUCCUUUAUCAACUACUUCGAUUCGAUAUUGAAACGGGUCGUCCAUUGUACGAAUUCAAUUCACUUUCUAUUACUUAUGAGAAGCCAUCCGAACAAUUUACAACUGAUAGUGAACCAAAUUUAUAUUGGCAAAAUCAAGAAGAGAUUGAUUCACAAUUGUCACAUACUCUGGCACAUACUCUGGAAUUUGAUACAGUAAUUGAACAAUUAGAGAUAUCACUCCCGGAAACAUCUAUAUUUGCAAAAUCUUUGACACUUGAUGACAUUGAAGGUGUGUUUAAGGAUAAUAACAUCUUUACUAUGGCUUCAGGAAACAAAAGAGAUGUAUGGAAAUUCUUUUUAUAUGCUGAAGAGGUAAGAUGA